Molecule: messenger RNA, 474 nt
Organism: Striga asiatica
Lineage: Eukaryota; Viridiplantae; Streptophyta; Magnoliopsida; Lamiales; Orobanchaceae
Source: the annotation of a GenBank genome assembly
AUGGAAGCGGAUCAAGGCUGCACGACCCCGGGGCACCCGGAGUACCGAAUUCCAGCGCCGCUGCUGCCUCCGUUGCCGGAGGUUGAUGCCUUCCUAGCUGAAUUAGAAGCGACUAAAGAGUCUGAAAGUGGAUGUUCAUAUUUUGGGGCCGACUCUGAUGAGAUGUCCAAGGAGAUUGAGGAUGAUAAUUCCAGGCAUAAAGCAAAAUCGGACUCUCUUUCUGAUGAUGGUGUGGAUCUUGAUAAUCCCAAGCCCACUAAAUCUCAAAGGCCAACCAAUGAUCCCUCAUAUUUAUCAUGCCAAUAUAGUGAAAGAUCAUUCUGCGGGAUUGCAGAUUAUUUACCCGACGGCUUCUAUGAUGCUGGGCGAGAUCGACCUUUUAUGCCACUUGGCAACUAUGAGCAAAAUCUGCACAUGAACUUGCGGAAAGUUGUUCUUCUUGAUCGGCAAGUGGUUUCCCCCCAUUGCUACUAG